AUGUCAUCGCAAUUCAUCAGGGAUAUUCGAGCCCGGCCUGCUGCUACUGUCGCUCUCUUUCGCAACCUGCUUCUCGGAACGGCAUCUGGUGGAGGAACCUACACUGCUCUUGAGCUUGCGGUCCAAUUCCGUGACCUGGUCCGCGCCAAUCAAGUGCCUGUCGAGGACCUAUUGGGGAGACAAACAUGGGCUUCUGUGCUGUCAUCCGGUUUACUAGAUAUCUAUGCCGAUGCCGUCUCCAGUCCCAACUUCUUCAGCCGACCAUUGGACCUUAUCUCGGCCGUUCUCUUAGCCUUUGCUGCAUAUUGCGAAGAAGUCGAAGACAGCCCACGCGUGGCAAAUCCGCUAUUGGCGCGAACCAAUACACUCUGGAUCAGUGUAUGGAAUAGGCAAGAUGAACUCAAAAGACUUACUUCGCCGGCCUACAAAGCGAAGCUCAUCAUCCCACUCAUCGAACUUCACUAUCGCUUCUCGGUUUGCUAUCUAACUGUCAAGAGGAUAGAACCCCCGAUAUUGGGCUCGUAUAUGCACUAUACCGGCUUGCUGCUCUACACACUCUCAGAUCAGGACGACAGCCCAGCAACAGUCAUGUUCAGCCUGCGUUGCUUCAGUAUGCCGGUGAUGGUGUCGCGCAUGUUCAAAAAGUACGAGGACGCCGUCGCCGAGGGAGAUGAACUGGCGCAUCAACAUAUACUGUCGCACGUCGGAAUCGAGAAACUCAUACUGAGAUUCAAGAAGACGUUCAAUCAACCGCAACCUUUGCACAUCGACGCCCUUCAUGUAUGCCUGCUCGUCCUUUGGGGCCUCGCUUGCUCUCCGUCUAUCCAACUCCUCAUCCUCAAACAUCACUUGUUCGAGGGCGUGUGUCGGGCCGUCAGCCUGCACGAUAAAAUUCACCCUGAUGCAGAAGCGCGCUUGAGGAACUGGGCUAUAGCUCUCGACAUUCUCGGUCUGCUGUCCAAAGGAAGGCUAACGCCGGGUACGAAGGAAUGUUCCGAUUACACCGAAGGUGUUCGUGGACAAGACGUAACGGACCACUUGGCUCGCGGCGUGAGACUGGCGGCAGAGAUGAAUGGUGAUAUGGUAUAUCACCAGAGUGAGGAUCCUUCUCAACGCUUAUGGCAAUGCAUACGUGACCACAACGACUUGAUCUUCAACCUUCCUCGCGUUCCACGAGCUGAACGCACGAAUCAAGCCUACGCAUCACCCAUCCAACUAGUUCAAUCGAUGAUAUCAUGGGCGAGUGAAGUCUGGCAUCCAAGCCUAUCUGCUUUACGCGCCGUGGAGAACCGUCGCGCGGGCGUUCCAGCAGUGUCUGACUACGGCUCCAUCAUUGACAUCUGGACAGAACAUGGGACUUUGUUAGGGUUACAAGGCAGCACCGAAAAGAAGGGACAGGAUACUGGUGUGAGACAACAUUGCUCAUGGGAUGGCUGCGUCUUCUCUUUCCAGCUUGCAUCAGAACCUCUCAGAGCAUGUACUGGCUGUGGCAAAGUAUCAUAUUGCAGCGAGAAAUGUCAAAAAGGCGAUUGGAAGCGUCACAAGAAGGAAUGUAAGCGCACCAAAGCUGCAUGA
This is a messenger RNA of Peniophora sp. CBMAI 1063, 1575 nucleotides long. Lineage: Eukaryota; Fungi; Basidiomycota; Agaricomycetes; Russulales; Peniophoraceae. The record is from the annotation of a GenBank genome assembly.